ACGGCACAGGUAAAUACUACAUUUAUUCUAAUGUAAAGGACCUAUACACCCCUUUAUACAUAUUAAAUCGGGCGUAUCAUAGUUUAAGUAUAGCGUUUAGUAAAAUUAAGUUAGUAAAGUCGCAUUGUAGUUUCAGUAUCAACGCACAACGUGGAAAGCGAUCGUGACGAUUUCAAGUCAUUAGACAAUUGAUAAAGGAUCCAGCUCCGUUCGAAGACAUAAUAGUGAAGGUUUUUUCUCUUUUAAAUGAUAUAUAUGAAGGUGAAACACAUUACCUCUUCUCUCUUCGCUGAAGGCCUGAGAUGGACCGUUACAGAUAUUUCAUCUUCAAUCAGAAGAGUGUGGUGGUCCUCGGCAUCCUUCAGGUGGCGUGCGCGGGGCUUUGCGUGGUUUGCGGGUUUAUGGAUGCAGUCUUCCGCAAGAGCACUACUUUGAGUGAAACUAGGGCUCCACUCUGGGCUGGACUGAUUAUGGCUGCCCCUGGUGUACUUGCCCUCUUAGCAUCCCAGAAGAAAAACCCAAUUUUGGUAAAUGUCAUGAUCGCAUCAUCUGUGAUGUCACUUUUUGCUGUUGUGAUUGUCUUCGUUUAUGCUUGCGUCACUCUCAGCUAUGGAGAAGAGGAUGAUGAGGUCUUCCAUGCCCAUCCUAUCCCUGAAGUGAGGUUCGUGCUCAGCCGGAUGGUGAAAGGAGCAAACAGCACCCUUCUGGUGGCCUGCAUGGGGUCUUUGCUCUUUUCUUCUCUCAUUGCUUAUGUCGGCUUCCGCAGUCUGCCACUUUGCGGCUGCUACGACUCUGCAAAUGGCAUGGAUUUUCUAGUUCCUCAGAAUGACCCUGUUACUCCAACUGAACUUGUGUGCACUUGGCAAGAUGGAGAUGAGCGAAUCUUUAACUCCCCCAUGUCAUUCAUGGAUCACUGUCCUGAGCAGGAACAGCAAAACCUCUCUACACUUCCACCGUAUAGCAGACUAGCUUAAUAAUUGAUGUUUAUUUUUAAAUGUGAAAUACUGGUAAAUAUAGUUCAUUAAUUUUCCCCAUAAAGCGAAAAAUGUCCAGAUAUCAUCAAGCCUGCUUGUUUCAAAGUAACUUAAAUUUGUUUCUUGAUGUUUAAGUUAUCAGUGCCAUACUUUUUUUAUCUUUUUU
Messenger RNA from Cyprinus carpio (common carp), 1140 nucleotides. RefSeq lists its product as uncharacterized. The record is from RefSeq and is a predicted model, not a curated record. The transcript is spliced from 6 exons. NCBI's taxonomy places the organism in Eukaryota, Metazoa, Chordata, Actinopteri, Cypriniformes, Cyprinidae. Bases 303 to 974 code for a protein of 223 amino acids. Gene Ontology annotation, cellular component: membrane.